Mirounga angustirostris (Northern elephant seal) is the source of this 9473-nucleotide messenger RNA. It is a transcript of the gene MRC1, whose product is annotated as mannose receptor C-type 1. The coding region runs from base 254 to 4408 and encodes 1384 amino acids. Lineage: Eukaryota; Metazoa; Chordata; Mammalia; Carnivora; Phocidae. Gene Ontology annotation, molecular function: signaling receptor activity. The transcript is spliced from 30 exons. Gene Ontology annotation, cellular component: plasma membrane. The record is from RefSeq and is a predicted model, not a curated record. Gene Ontology annotation, biological process: receptor-mediated endocytosis.
UUAGCUUACAAAGCAAAGUUGUAACUUUGAAUUCCUGUUUUUCCAACUACCCUCAUGUGACAGGAUAUCUCCUUAUUGGAGGUUUUCCCUAAUUUCAGAAGCCCUUUAAAAGUGAGAGCUUCCUCCACACCUCUUUUCAGCAGGGCAGCUCUGAGAACAGAGUAGCGGAAGGGGUGAUUGGGUGCCUGCAUUGUUUUGGUUCCUUCUUACCCCCUCCUCUCCAUCAGUGCAAGCGAAGGAUAAACUCUGGGACAUGAGGCUGUCCCUGCUCCUGGUUUUCCUCUCUCUCAUUCCGGCCGCCGUACAGCUGUUGGACACUAAGCAAUUUUUGAUAUAUAAUGAAGAUCACAAGCGCUGCGUGGAAGCAUUAAGUCCCAGUGCAGUCCAAACAGCAGUUUGCAACCAGGGCAAUGAGGCGCAGAAAUUCCGAUGGGUGUCUGAAUCCCGGAUUAUGAGUGUUGCUUUUAAAUUAUGUUUGGGGGUGCCAUCAAAAACGGAUUGGGUUGCUGUCACUCUAUAUGCCUGUGACCCAAAGAGCGAAUUUCAGAAAUGGGAGUGCAAAAAUGACACACUUUUGGGGAUCAAGGGAGAAGAUUUAUUUUUUAACUAUGGCAAUAAACAAGAAAAGAAUAUUAUGCUCUACAAGGGUUCUGGUUUAUGGAGCAGAUGGAAAAUCUAUGGAACCACAGAUGAUUUAUGCUCUAGAGGUUAUGAAGACAUGUACACGCUGCUGGGCAAUGCCAAUGGGGCAACGUGCACCUUUCCAUUCAAGUUUGAAAACAAGUGGUAUGCAGAUUGUACAAGUGCUGGGCGAUCAGAUGGAUGGCUCUGGUGUGGGACCACAGCAGACUAUGACGCGGACAAGCUAUUUGGAUAUUGUCCCUUGAAAUUCGAGGGCAGUGAAAGCUUAUGGAAUAAAGACCCGCUGACUGGCAUUUCCUACCAGAUAAACUCCAAAUCUGCUUUAACUUGGCACCAGGCGAGGAGAAGCUGCCAGCAACAGAGUGCUGAACUCUUGAGUAUCACAGAGAUUCACGAGCAAACGUACCUGACAGGAUUAACCAGUUCCUUGACCUCAGGACUCUGGAUUGGUCUUAACAGCCUGAGUUUCAACAGUGGAUGGCAAUGGAGUGGUGGCAGUCCAUUCAGAUAUUUGAACUGGUUACCAGGAAGUCCAUCAACAGAACCUGGAAAAAGCUGUGUGUCACUAAAUCCUGGGAAAAAUGCUAAAUGGGAAAAUCUGGAAUGUGUUCAGAAACUAGGCUAUAUUUGUAAGAAGGGCAACACAACUUUGAAUUCUUUUGUGAUUCCCUCCGAAAGCGAUGUGCCUACUAACUGUCCAAGUCAGUGGUGGCCAUAUGCAGGUCACUGCUACAAGAUUCACAGAGAGGAGAAGAAAAUCCAAAGAGAUGCCUUGACUGCGUGUCGGAAGGAAGGUGGUGAUCUAGCCAGUAUCCACAGCAUCGAGGAAUUUGAUUUUAUCAUCUCCCAACUGGGAUAUGAACCAAAUGAUGAGUUAUGGAUUGGCUUAAAUGACAUCAAGAUUCAAAUGUAUUUUGAGUGGAGUGAUGGGACCCCUGUUACAUUUACUAAAUGGCUUCGUGGGGAACCAAGCCAUGAAAACAACAGGCAGGAAGACUGCGUUGUAAUGAAAGGCAAGGAUGGGUACUGGGCAGAUCGGGCCUGUGAGCGACCUCUUGACUACAUCUGUAAGAUGAAAUCUCAAACCCAACCCUCGGGAACAGUGGAGGUAGAACAAGGCUGCCAAAAAGGCUGGAAAAGACAUGGCUUCUACUGCUAUUUGAUUGGACACACACUUUCAACAUUUAUGGAAGCAAAUCAAACCUGUCUAAAUGAGAAGGCUUACUUAACAACUGUUGAAGACAGAUAUGAACAAGCCUUUCUGACUAGUUUGGUUGGAUUGAGGCCUGAAAGAUAUUUUUGGAUAGGACUUUCGGAUGUGCAAAACAAAGGGACCUUUCAGUGGACCAUUGAGGAAAAAGUUCAGUUCACCCACUGGAAUUCAGAUAUGCCAGGGCGGAAAACAGGAUGCGUUGCCAUGAGAACUGGAGUUGCAGGGGGCUUGUGGGAUGUUUUGAGAUGUGAAGAAAAAGCAAAAUUCGUGUGCAAACACUGGGCAGAAGGAGUCACUCGCCCGCCGGAGCCCACGACAACUCCCGAACCCAAAUGUCCAGAGGAUUGGGGCACCAGCAGUAAAACAAGCUUGUGUUUCAAGCUGUUUGCAAAAGGAAAACAUGAGAAGAAAACCUGGUUUGAAUCUCGAGAUUUUUGUAAAGCUCUGGGCGGUGACCUAGCUAGUAUCAAUAAUAAAGAAGAACAGCAAGCAAUAUGGCGAUUAAUAGCGGCUAGCGGAAGCUAUCAUGAACUGUUUUGGUUGGGAUUGACAUAUGGAAGUCCUUCAGAGGGCUUUACUUGGAGUGAUGGUUCUCCUGUUUCAUAUGAAAAUUGGGCUUAUGGAGAACCCAACAAUUAUCAAAAUGUCGAAUACUGUGGUGAAUUGAAAGGUGACUCUGGUAUGUCCUGGAAUGAUAUUAACUGUGAACAUCUCAACAACUGGAUUUGCCAAAUACAAAAAGGACAAACACCAAAACCUGAGCCAACACCAGCUCCUCAAGACAAUCCACCAGUCACUGAAGAUGGGUGGGUGAUUUACAAAGACUACCAGUAUUAUUUUAGCAAAGAGAAGGAAACCAUGGACAAUGCCCGAGAAUUUUGCAAGAGGAACUUUGGUGAUCUUGUUUCUAUUCAAAGUGAAAGUAAAAAGAAGUUUCUAUGGAAAUAUGUAAACAGGAAUGAUGCACAGCCAGCAUAUUUUAUUGGCUUACUGAUCAGCUUGGAUAAAAAGUUUAUUUGGAUGGAUGGGAGCAAAGUGGAUUACGUGGCUUGGGCCACAGGUGAACCUAAUUUUGCAAAUGACGAUGAAAACUGCGUGACCAUGUAUUCAAAUUCAGGGUUUUGGAAUGACAUUAAUUGUGGUUAUCCAAAUGCCUUCAUCUGCCAGAGACAUAACAACAGCAUCAACACCACCAUUACUCCAACGGCACCUUCAGUCCCAGGAGGCUGUAAGGAAGGCUGGAAUUUUUACAAUAACAAGUGUUUCAAAAUCUUUGGAUUUGUUGAAGACGAAAGAAAAAGUUGGCAAGAGGCACGAAAAGCUUGCAUAGGAUUUGGGGGAAAUCUGGUAUCAAUCCGCAACGAAAAGGAGCAAGCAUUUCUUACCUAUCAUAUGAAGGACUCCGCUUUUAAUGCCUGGACUGGGCUGAAUGAUGUGAAUUCAGAGCACACGUUCCUUUGGACGGAUGGGCGAGGAGUUCAUUAUACAAACUGGGGCAAAGGUUAUCCUGGCGGAAGAAGGAGCAGUCUUUCCUAUGAAGAUGCUGACUGUGUGGUUAUUAUUGGAGGGAAAUCAAGGGAUGCAGGAAAAUGGAUGGAUGACACAUGUGACAGUAAACGAGGUUACAUAUGCCAGACACUUUCUGACUCUUCCUUGCCUAAUCCUCCAACAACAAUUCCAACAGAUGGCUUUAUUAAAUAUGGUGAAAGUAACUAUUCACUCAUGAAAUUAAAGUUAGAGUGGAAUGAAGCAGAGAAGUAUUGCAAGCUUCACAGUUCCCUUAUUGCUAGCAUUCUAGAUCCCUAUAGUAAUGCAUUUGCAUGGAUGCAAAUGCAAAAAUUUAAUGAACCUGUGUGGAUCGCCCUGAACAGUAACUUGACCAAUAAUGAGUAUGCUUGGACUGACAAAUGGAGGAUGAGGUACACUAACUGGGCUGCCGAUGAGCCCAGACUGAAAUCAGCAUGUGUUUAUCUGGAUCCUGAUGGCUACUGGAAGACAGCAUCUUGCAAUGAAAGUUUUUAUUUUCUCUGCAAAAGAUCAGAUGAAAUCCCUGCCACUGAACCCCCACAGCUGCCCGGCAGAUGCCCAGAGUCAGAACACACAGCAUGGAUUCCUUUCCAUGGUCACUGCUACUAUAUCGAGUCUUCAUACACAAGAAACUGGGGUCAAGCCUCUCUAGAAUGCCUCCGAAUGGGCUCCUCUUUGGUUUCCAUUGAAAGUGCUGCUGAAUCAAGUUUUCUGUCCUAUCGAGUAGAACCACUUCAAAGCAAAACCAAUUUUUGGAUAGGAUUGUUCAGAAAUGUUGAAGGAAAGUGGCUGUGGGUAAACAACAAUCCAGUCUCCUUUGUCAACUGGAACACAGGAGAUCCCUCUGGUGAACGAAAUGAUUGUGUAGCUUUAUCCGCAUCUUCUGGAUUUUGGAAUAAUAUUCACUGUUCUUCCUACAAAGGAUAUAUUUGUAAAAGACCAAAAAUUGUUGAUGCUGAACCUACUCAUACAUUAAUUACCACAAAAGGAUCUACCAUAACAAAAUAUCACAGACUGGUGGCUUAAACAAUGCAAGUUUAUUUUCUCUCAGCUUUCCUACAGCUUACGGUUCUGGAGGCUGGAGUCCAAGGUCACGGUACUGGCGGUGGGGGGCGGGGGUGGUCCUCUGAUGCCUCUCUCUCUGGCUUGCAGAUGGCUGCCCACUUGCUGCCCCUUCAUAUAGCUGUCCCUCUGUGUGCACGAGUCCCUGGUGUCUCUGUGUGUAUCCUACCUCCUCUUACAAAGAUGCCAGUUAGAUUGGACUAGGUAUACCUUAAAGACUUUGUUUUUAACUUAAUCCCCUCCUUAAAGAUCCUAUCUUCAAAUAGUCACAUUCUGAAGUACUAAGGGUUAGGGCUCCAACAUUUGAAUUUGGCAGGGGCGGGGGGGGGGGGCGGUGCACAGUUCAGCCUAUCAUAUACUUCAGAACACUUCUUUUUGAUUAUCCCUCGUGUCAGAAUUUUCCAGAGAAACUGAACCAAUAGAAUCUAUCUAUUAUCUAUCUAUCUAUCUAUCUAUCAUCUAUCUAUCUAUCAUCUAUCUUUCAUUCAUCUAUAUUUUUAUCUACUUAGCUAUCAUCUAUCUAAAUGGAGAAAGAUAUAUUUUAAGGAAAAGCCUCAUGCAAUUGCAAAUGCCUGGUAAAUCCAAAAUGUACAGGAUAGGUGAGCAGGCUAAAGACCCAGGGAAGAGUUGCAGUUUGAGUCCAAAAGCAGUUUGCUGGCAGAUUCACUCAAGGAAGAAGGUCCAUCUUUGUUCUAUUAGGGCCUUCAACUGAUUAGACAAGACCCAUCCUCACUAAGGAGGGUAAUGUGCUUUGCUCAAAGUCCACUGAUUUAAAUGUUAAUCUCAUCCAAAAUAACUCCUUCAUAGAAACAUCCAGAAUAAUACUUGAGCAAAUAUCUGGGCACCAUUGCCCAGCCAAGUGGACACGUAAAAUUAACCAUCACACCCCUUUAUAUGGCAAUGGUUUUGCAAUAUUUUUAUAUAGAGAAUAGAAAGAUAAUGCAGUCUUCAGCAUGAUAGAACAAAUGUUUGAAAAAUUCUUUGAUAGUUAAUAGUUUUAACUCUAUAACUUGUUAUUGAUAAUGUAGUAUAAAUUUUAGGACUAAGGUCAAAUAUGGGAAAACCUCUUGAAUUUCAGGGCAUUUAUUUUGAGUGUGUGCAUAUGUGUAUAACAAGUAAUUGUAAAUACCUGUGAAUCUGGUGAUAAUCACUAAUCAGUUUGUUGACAUUUUUAUAAUGGCAUAUUAUGAGUGCUUGGUGAGGUUGGUAUUUUGUGUCAAACCUAAAUCUUUUUCUAAUAUGUUCAUAUAAUUCAGUUCUCUUCAUUCUCAUCAUUAACUAAAUUACCAUAUAACCCAAGAGUCUCUUCACUAUUUCAACUUUGAAAUUAAUCUCUUCCUGUUAAUAAAUUAUUACUUUGGGAAUGAUCUGAAAAUUUUCUUGUUCCUAUUUGCAUCUUGAUGUCAGAAUAAUUUCUAUUGGUUUCAUUUUGCAAUUUUCAAAAUUUUCAUUUUCAAUUUUCUAUUGGUUAAUUUUUUGCUUUGUUUCAUAUUUCCAUUCAUUUGAAUUGCAUUUUAUUCUAAUUCUUUAACAAAUAAAUUUUAUUUUUUUUUAAAUUUUAUUUAUUUAUUUGAGAGAGAGGGAGAGAGCACAAGAGAGCAUGAGAGAGCACAAGCAGGGUGAGGGGCAGGCAGAGGGAGAAGCAGGCUCCCCAAUGAACAGGGAGCCCGAUGCGGGGCUUGAUCCCAGGACCCUGGGAUCAGGGCCUGAGCUGAAGGCAGAUACUUAACUGACUGAGCCACCCAGACACCACUUUAACAAAUAAAUUUUAAAAUGACAAAAUAAAGUAUAUUUUCUACACAUCCAAAUGUGCACUCUGCCUGCACUUAUACAAGAAUUUCUCAGUUGUUUUUUUGAGAUGUUCCAAAAAUAUUUUUCCAUGUUACAGGUAAAGUAGCAUCUUUGAUAAAGCUCUGUACCACAUUCCCAGCAAACAAAAAGAGAGAGAGAGAGAGAGAAAGAGAAAGGAAAACUGCAUAGUGUUUUUAUAUUGUAUAGGCUGCAUUACCUCACCCUUCCAUUUUAAUUCGGCUUUGAUGACAACUGGAAUUUCUACUUCAAUUUUUUUCUCCCUGUGAUAAUUGAAGGAAUUUCUGUAAACUAGCAUCUGGUUUCAAAUAUUUUAAAAGUUGUUUCUUCUCUAAAUCCACUUACUUUGGCCCUGGUACCUGAGGAUAUGCUCAUACUGGUUCACAAUCAAGGCUGGACGAUCUGAUACGGUGGAUGGCAGGUGCGUUCCCAGAAGCUGUGAUGUGGCUGAUUGAUGUCACAGUUUCCUGAGGCUGAACCGCAGGACUCAGUUAAUCCAACAGGAGUCUAAAUGCUCUGUGAAGGGAUUUUGCAGAAGUAAAUAAAGUCCCUAAUCAGGUGACUUUAAGUUGGGGAUAUUAUCCUGUGUGGGCCUGACUUAAUCAGUUAAAUGAUCUCUCAAAUUGGGUCUAGGCUUUCCCUGGGGUGGAGGUUAGGGGCAAACUCCUGCUUUUAGGAAACUUUUGGCCCAUGGAGUUCCAGCUUGUUCCUUAUCUUCCCUUUCUGAUGGCCUGCCUUGUGGACUUCAGACUUGCUUAGUCAGUCUGCCACAGUUACAUAAGCCAAUUCCUUAUGUCUCUAGAGAUGUUUGCCUACUAUCUAUCUAUCAUCUAUCUCUCAUCUAUCUCUAUCAUCCAUCUAUCUAUCAUGUUAAUAUUUCCUACUGGUCCUCUUUCUUUGCCUGAAUCCUGACUGAUACCCCAUUCCUAUACUGACAACCACAUAAAUAUAUUAUUCCAUUAAACCAACCAAAUGUAUUCCAAACUCAAUGUCCCUUUACCCCGAUUCCCAAAAGUGCUCACAGUCACUCCCACGCUACCUAACACAAGAAGGAGUUUAAUGGAAGGGUAGUUGGAGUAGAGAGUCUGAAAUAAUUAGGGUUAGAAUAUCUUACUUCUGCACAACUUAUUUUAAAAACACAACUGUGUGAAAACACGGCUAGGACCCUGUCCACCGGCUUUGAAGGGACGCUUGCAAGUGAGGGCCUCCCAAAUUAUGCUUCAUUUGAAAGCUUCACUAGAGAACCACUCUGAAUGUCAGGAGUAGUUUCUGAGAGAGGGGCCCCUGGAGAGGAGACCUGAGUACAGUCCAAUAAGAUGAGAGAAGAGUGUGUCUCAGUGGGGAAGGGGAAGGUAGGAACAGAUGCCAGACAGACGAAAUUUUGAGCAAAACCAGAGAUGAGAACCCACUAGUUGUAGACAGGGAGUAAAGUGGGGUGAAUGUGUUAAGGACUAGAAUUUAGGGGUCACACCCUCAAACACUGACAGCAGGCAGUCUUCUGUUUGGUCCUCCCCUUGUUUCAUCUGCAUUCAAAGCACCUUCUUUUUUUUUUUUUAAGGAUUUUAUUUAUUUGACAGAACAACUGGCUUGUUGGCAUAACAAAAUUGGAGGCUGAAAAAUCUUAAUUUAGAAACCCUUGAAAUAUGAAGGAUGUAAGGCACCUCUAUUAGUGAGAAUUUCUUUUCUGGUAAUAUCUUAGGGUAAACAUAUUGCAUUGGCUAUAAAUAGGCAUCUCAAUCCUGGUUGCACUUUGUAAUUGCCUGGGCCUCACCUCGGACCCGUAAAAGGAGAAUCUGGGAGUGGACCAGCAGAACGGAACAGGGCAAACCAGCAAAAACUUCCUAGGUGACACUAUGAACUGGAUAAUGAAGAAAUAAGGUUAAAUAGUGCAGGUUUGAAGGUGUUAAUUAUUCUUCAGCUUUCCCUAGUAAGUCAAAAUUCUUGAGAACAUGAAUACAGUAAUAUUUCUCAAAAUUAGCAGAGGGCAGUUGGUAAAUUUCACGAUGUAUUUGCCCUUAACAUAACUUUUUGUUUUUUACUAAAAAGAAGAUAUAAUAAAAAAUAGUAAUAUUAUAAUUUGUUCUUGCAUACUUCCGGUUUUUCUUAGAGAAUUCAUAUUGUAUCCAAAUAUCAAAUAAGAAAUUUUCCUUAAAACAUUGUUUUUGGUAAAGCCUAAAUAGAUGUUGUCAUAAAAAUGUUUCAGGAGAUUCCUUCCACUGAAACUUUUGUCCAAACUGGUGCAACACAUAUUUUGGUAUUAGAAUUUCCGUAGCAUUCUAUAAAUAAGGUUUUUGAUUUGGAAGGGCCCCUAUUAGGCAGCAAUUUUAAACAAAAGAUGGCACUGACAUUGGAAAGGCUCCCUGAGUUGGCUGGAGAUCCUGGCUAUGCUGUGGGGGCUUUAAAAUAUUAAGGUUAUUCAUGGCGGCUCUGCACGAUUAGAUUUUGGCAAAGAUCGUUGAUCUCAUUCAACUAGCUCUGUGGGUUGAGUGAAAACCAUUCCUAUCACUGCUUUCUCCUUAUGGGUCUGAUUACAGCUCAUGUACAUAUAGUUCUCCUGGUGUUUGAGAGAACUCCACAGAGCAAUCAUGCUCUCUUUUCUGUUAACUUUUUGUUUUUGUUUUUGUUUUUUAAGGACAGGAAAAGUUCAAGACUCCUUGGGCUUGCUCCUGAUUGGGGGCUUCGGCAGGGGUUCUCAAACUGUUAUGGGCAUAAGAGCCACAUAGUGAGUUUAUUCAAGAUACAGAUUCCUCUGGGAUCAUGGUUAUGAUUCUGAUUAAGUAGAGCGGGGUUGGAGUCCUGGAAUCUGCCUUUCAGCCUGCAAUCCGGAAGAUUCUGAUGGCCUCGGGCUAUGAUUUUGAUGAACUCUAUUUCGGAAUCAUUUUCCAUCAAGAUAGCAUUUCCUCAAAGCUGUUAGAAAUCUCACAGAAUCCCAUAAUCCGUGAGGUAAAAGCAGGAUAGCCAAAUAGCAUGGGAGUUAACCAAAGUUUCAGUUUCUCCAUUCUUUCUGUUAGUUAACCAGGAACUGUCGAUGCUAAAAUCUUUUCUGCACUACUUUUCAUGAACUCCCCUAUACUCUCUGCUCUCUACUGAAUGUUUGCAUCUCACUACCCCAACCCCAUUCGUAUGUUUGAGACCUAAUUCCCAAUGUGAUGGUCUUAGGAGGUGGGGUCUUCGGGAGGUGGUUAGGUGAUGACGGUAGAGCCCUUGUGAAUGGAAUUAG